This is a messenger RNA of Aegilops tauschii subsp. strangulata, 552 nucleotides long. NCBI's taxonomy places the organism in Eukaryota, Viridiplantae, Streptophyta, Magnoliopsida, Poales, Poaceae. The record is from RefSeq and is a predicted model, not a curated record.
AUGGCGGUCGUCGCCCUUGCCGGCGAUAAGCCCCGCUCCGGUCCACGCGAGCUCUCCGUCGUCUCCCUCGCUCUAGGUAGAGCCGUAGUCCCGCCGUCCUCUUCGUCUUGCUCCGGCCGCGCCUGGGGCCGCUCCUCCCCUGCUCCUGCCUACUGCACGGUUGCUGCUCCGCAACACGCGCUCGCCCGCCCGAGUCCGUCGCUCCCCUCGCCCGCGGCCAUGCUCUGCCUCGCCCCGCUCACCCCGCUCCGGCGCCCGCCUACGCAGCCCCGCGCGCCCCGGCCAUCCCGCUCGCCCGUGCUUCGGCCGGUCCCCGCGCUUCCCCCUGCCGCUCGUGCUCACCCGACUCCACCGUUCUUCCCGCCUCACCCGAUGCUGCCUCGUCCCGGCAUCCCCUGCCGCUGCUGCCUGCGUGCGUCCAUCGCCGCUGAGCCCGCCCCGACUGUCGCCUGGCCGCGCGCCCGCCUCCGGCCGCUUGCGCGGCCGCCGCCCUACUGCGCCUGCCCGCAGCCGCUGCUGCUGACUGUGGCCGCCGGAGCCACCGACUCCUGA